Molecule: messenger RNA, 3914 nt
Organism: Epinephelus moara (kelp grouper)
Lineage: Eukaryota; Metazoa; Chordata; Actinopteri; Perciformes; Serranidae
Gene: etnk1
Product: ethanolamine kinase 1
Exons: 8
Coding region: 141-1223 (360 amino acids)
Biological process (GO): phosphatidylethanolamine biosynthetic process
Cellular component (GO): cytoplasm
Molecular function (GO): ethanolamine kinase activity
Source: RefSeq, a predicted model, not a curated record
AGGCGUUGCCGCACACGGACCACUCAAGGAUUUAUACACCAGCCACUAGUCACACAUUUUCAUACAUUACGCUUUUACCCGCUGCAUAUCGCACACUCACAGUCAGAGGUUAAGAUACUCCACGAAAUAAAGACGACACAAUGGCUAACUACAUUCAUGUCCCCGAGGAGGCUCCCGCUGUGCCCAAAAUAGACGUGACAGUUGACGAGAGCGACUACAGGUCCGGCGCACUGAAGCUCAUCAAGGAGCUGAGACCGAGCUGGAAGCCAUCUGAGGUCAAGCUAAAGUUUUUCACAGAUGGGAUUACCAACAAGCUGCUGGGCUGCUAUGUGGGCGCAGUCAUGCAGGAUGUGGUUCUGGUCCGUAUUUAUGGCAACAAAACAGAAUUGUUGGUCGACCGGGAGAAUGAAGUGAAAAGUUUCAGAGUACUACAAGCACACCGCUGCGCCCCGCGCCUAUACUGCACCUUCAACAAUGGCCUUUGUUAUGAAUUUCUGCAAGGAACCGCCCUGGAGCCUGAGCACAUUCGCAGCCAACCUGUUUUCAGGCUCAUUGCAAGGCAGCUAGCCAAGUACCAUGCCAUCCAUGCCCACAAUGGCUGGGUGCCGCAGUCUGACCUGUGGCUGAAGAUGGGCAAGUACUUUGCUCUCAUCCCCAAGUACUUCGAGGACCCUGAGCAGAACGCCAGGUUGAGCACGGAGGUGCCCAGCCCGCGGUGCCUCCGAGAAGAGCUGGUGUGGCUUCAGCAGAGCUUGUCUGUGCUGGGCUCCCCUGUCGUUCUCUGCCACAACGACCUGCUCUGCAAAAACAUCAUCUACAAUGAGGAGGCAGGCAAUGUAAAGUUCAUUGACUACGAGUAUGCUGGGUACAAUUACCAAGCCUACGACAUUGGGAACCAUUUCAAUGAGUUUGCAGGCCUGAAUGAGGUGGAUUAUAGUCACUACCCACAGCGGGCCUUUCAGCUGCAGUGGCUCCACUCCUACCUUGAGGCCUAUAAGGAGUACAAAGGCCAGACCAGUGAAGUGACCGACAGGGAGGUGGAGGUUCUCUAUGUCCAAGUCAACCAAUUUGCCCUGGCAUCUCAUUUCUUCUGGGGUCUCUGGGCUCUGAUUCAGGCCAAGGUCUCCACCAUCGACUUUGACUUCUUGGGAUACGCAGUCCUGCGCUUCAACCAGUACUUCAAAAUGAAACUGGAGGUGGCUGAGCUGAACUUACCCGAAUAAAAGCCCCCGCCCCCUCGUCUUCUCUUCCUCCUGCUCUUCCUCCCUGCCGACCUGCUCUGAGCCUCACAUGACAACCGCAGAGCGCCCUGUAGGGGUCUAUGUAGGAAGGAGCCAGACUGAGAGUCUGUCCUGCUCAGUGCCUACAGGUCCCCUCUACAUGUCCUUAUCUCUAUAGACUGAAUGGACCACACUUUGCCAUCCUCUACUGACACACAUUUGUAAACUGGUAGCCCAAAUCAUUGGUAAUGUGGGUGUGUGUGAAGUACAGACCUGUUAUAAUGUGAAGCCCACGUGGAUUAUUCUGAUAUCAGUUAGGGUGUUAACCUGCGAUUUGUAUUUGUAAGCUGAUAUCACUAUGAAUAAGUGGAGGUGGAAUGUCACCUUAUCAAACAUAUAGUGAUCAUUGACAUGACUGACAGGUGGCCCAAACUCUAAUCUGAUUGCCUUGAGAAAGCUUCCUCAUGUGUGCGUUCAUGGAGGAAACUCCCAAGAGUCAGCCCAGCUAACGACCAAAUUUAUAACAGUGAAUAAAAGCAAUACAAAGCCUGCUUUGUUUGCUAAAGAACCAAGAUGAAAGAAAAGAACAAAUGCCGACAUGGAAAGGCCAGUGCUGUCCCAAAAUCCCAUGUGAGGUGAGCUAAGUCACUCCCCGCCCCCCUAAAAAAAAAAAAAAGAAAAACUUGUGGCCUGCCUUGUGACUGUUGUUUUCACCCUUAUUUUCUUCAGCAUACUGUGGAUGGGUGGUGCGCCAGAGUAGCUGUGUAGUCAAUGUUGCUGUGUAGUUUGGUGAGGGCUUGUGUGUUUUGACUUUCUCGUAUGAAGGUAGAAACAUCGAGUUGUAGGAGAGCAACUUGUGUUUACAUCUAGCCCCUCCCUAAAGUCAAAUAGUUGCGCUGCAUAUAGGUGAGCGGUUUUGACUCGAGGGAGGUUUUCACUGUAAUGUACGUUUCUUGUAUCGUUUUGACACUCGUUUUUCUUUGUCUUAACUGGGGACAAGCUUGCAUCUCACUGUAAUUUGAACAUUCCGUGUUCAUAAUGGUAGAUAGGAAAUUUGGUCGUAGUUCACAUGGUCAGUUAGCAGUGUCGGGGACUUAAUUCACUGUGACAUCGACUGUAAGACAUGCUGUACAUGCGAGACCAAACCAUUUUAUUGUCUGCUCCAUGUCAGGGAACGUUUUGGAAUCAUCUUAAUGAAACACUGCUGUUCAGUCCUAAUGAAGACGGGACAUUUUAUAUACGUUACGACCAGUUUUCACUCACGUGUGUGUGUAUUAAGAUGAAUGUGACACAACCUUGCUGACUGUCAGAUUGCUGAGCCACUGUUGGCAUUCAUCGUUUGAAGCGCCCGUUGUUGAAGGUCUGUUUUGAAAAGUGGAAUUUUGUUGAAAUAGAAAGUGGAGUUGGUUGGUUAAACACAUCUGUGUCAAGUUAUAAAAGCAAUGUAAUGAAAGUCAGCUGUAAGAGGGACCUGAGGAGCAAGAGCACCAUCUGUUGGAGAAAUUAAUGGCUGCUAUCAGUAACUGUUCUUCAUAUUCACCUUUGACCUUCAUGUUAAAUGUUUUUUAAAUGAGCUUUAGCAGGCCCUUUUAAAAAAACAAGUUCAUCUCUUGGUUACUUUAACAAGCCUACACCAAAGUGCUGACAUCUGUUUUUCUUUUUGCUUGUACAUAAUGCACACUGUAUCAUUUCCCAUGUAGCACAAAGAGAAUAACAGUUCUAUAGACUUUUUAUACUUAUUUAAAUUGAGACGUUGAGGCUGAGGUCUUUGAGAGUGUGUGGAUGUUUCCUUAUGCAGCAGCACUCUAUAUAGUGGCAGAAGAGCACCUGAGUUUCUGCUUCCUACACUUGAGCAAGUAAAACAUAAAAUGUCACAUGUAAAAAUGUGGUCAAACAAGUUUUCUUGUUUACUCCAAAACAGUUUGCUAAUCACAUUGUUGCCCAGGUGCUCUCUACUGAGACGGCUUCGCAAAGCUCUGUGAAGAAGAGACCAUUACUGACAAGACUGGACACUAGUGUGAUGGUGUGCCUGUGAAAGCUCUUAUUUUGUACUUACGGGUUUGAAGGUUAGGCCUGUUACUGAUUUAAGAUCGAAGAAGUGAGAAGUUGUUUGUGUUGAGCCUAAUGUGAAUUUGAAAUUUAUGUACAAUGGCUUUAAGCAAAUGUGAAAAACUGUUUUGAUAAUCGUUUUGAUUUGUGUUGAAGGAACAUGUAUAGGUUCUGUAAAAGGGUGUCCGGUUAGCACACUGUCAGACCACAUUUACACAUAACACUCAUACAUGAUUGAAGUUAGUCAAAUUAGACUGCCACAUAAUCAAAGAAUGUUAGACAUAAUAUUGCUAUUUUUCAGCUAUCUGAAACGAAUGAAUUUCACUGUACAUGAUACACAGGUCAUCUUAGUACCGCUAACAAUAUGAAGCUCCACUACUAUUUAACAUUGUACAAAAGUCUGUCCUUAAAUUUCUGGCCACUUUAGCAUAUGUUUAUAUGUACAGUAAACACAUGUAAUAAUAUCUCUGCUUGUUCUCAAAUGUGAAUGAAUGUAAAUAGAGGGAGUUCUUUUAUCUUUUUUUCUUUUUGUUUUCUAAAAGUUGCAUUAAAGUGAAUAGUUGCCUGGGGUAAGAGCUGAAAAAAAAAAAAAACAUUUUCAAUACUGUAAACAUGCUUUGAAAAAAUAAAGUCUAUUUACCCUUA